Adelges cooleyi (spruce gall adelgid) is the source of this 4611-nucleotide messenger RNA. It is a transcript of the gene rempA, whose product is annotated as intraflagellar transport protein 140 homolog. Gene Ontology annotation, biological process: intraciliary retrograde transport; intracellular protein transport; vesicle-mediated transport. The record is from RefSeq and is a predicted model, not a curated record. The transcript is spliced from 22 exons. NCBI's taxonomy places the organism in Eukaryota, Metazoa, Arthropoda, Insecta, Hemiptera, Adelgidae. Gene Ontology annotation, cellular component: axoneme; membrane coat; intraciliary transport particle A. The coding region runs from base 147 to 4340 and encodes 1397 amino acids. Gene Ontology annotation, molecular function: structural molecule activity; protein binding.
CAAACAUUUAAAAAAUUUUUUUUUAUAAAAUUAAUAAUAUUUAUAUAUUCAGUUUGAUUUUGUACAAAGUUGCCAUGACAAUAUUGAGGAUUUAUUUUACAUCCUAAUUACAUUUAUAAUGGAUAUUACUGGCCAACUUAUAUAAAAUGAGUUUAUACUUUGAAUUUAAAGUUAAGACUAAUACGACUGAUGUUAUUACUGGUGUAAGUUACCAUCAACAGCUCGGUUUAUUGGCAAUAUUAUCUUAUUCUCAUGAUAAUCAACCUCAACUUGUUAUUUGUGAUGAAGUUGGUGAUGAACUGUACAGAAAUUCUAUACCUAGUGUACCGAAAAAUUGUAAAUCGACAUUUAGCUGGCAUCCUACACAACGUGCAUUAGCGUUCGGUUCAGAAACAGGUGAAAUAUGUAUAUGGAAUGGGGGAUCAAUAAGAGUUUUGAAGUCUUCUUUUAAAGGACCUUUAGUGUUUUUAAAAUGGUCACCGUUUGGAGGUUGUUUAGUAACUGGCGACCAUAGCGGUGUAAUAAUAGGAUGGAAAUCUGAUAGUCGAGGGCUGCUCCAACAGUCAUUUCAAUGUAAUUUACAAACAGAGUUAAUUGAAGAAAUAUCCUUUCGAGCUGGAAGAGCAGCUACUGACAUUUCUGAUUUAGCAAAAAUGGCUGUAGCCGGUGAUCAGAGUGCUUUAGAUAUUUUCAGUUCAUGGCGCCCGCGUACUACAUCACAUGGACUACGCUCUGUUACUUCUGACAAUAUAACAUUUUAUUGUGCUUCAACAACAGGACACUUAUUUUAUUUUAAUGAAGACUGUGAAUUCAAGAAUGUGUAUACAUCAAAUUCACCUAUUUCCAAAAUAUUGUGUCACGAUUCAAAAGAUAUAUGUAUUUUAGCUUGUGAAGAUUUGACCCUAGGUCAUUAUAUAUGUCACAAAGAUGGGUCUUUGGUUGAACUUUCAAAAGUAAAACUAAACGGACUAAAAGCUGAUUCCCUUAUAAUUUGGGUAGGCUUAUCAUUAUUAGCUUGUACCACAAAUGAAUUAUCUGUACGUUUUUGGGAUACUCAAUCGGGAAAUAGUUAUAUUCUAAAUGCUGCAUCAUCGUUCAAUAACUCCACACUUCUAAAACAAACAUUUGUAACUAUAGUAUACUUCAAAGAAAAAGGAUUACUAUGUGCUGCAACAAAUCUUGGCAAUAUAAUUGUUUGGCGUUUUAAUGAAGAAGCUGAAAAUAAAUGGAAUUUUCAUGGAUCGUGUAAAAUUCAGGAUAAAGUAAUACACUGUGUAUGGGGUCCAUCAAAUUUGGCUGUGCAUACUAUAAAUAGUGUUUAUGUAUUACAAGAACAUGCACUUUUAGCUCAUUAUAAUUGUCAAGCUGUCAUUAUACAAACAUCUGCGAACAACUUCAUUGUAUUUAAUUAUAUUACAGAUGAUUCAUUUAAUUUUAGUAGUAACAUUCAAGUUUUUGGUCUAUCUCUUACCAACGAACAUGUAACAUUUUGGAAUAGUAAAUUGGUAGAAGUUUACAAUAUUAAAUCAAAAGAAUUACAUGCAUUAGUUGGAACUUUCAGUUGUGAUGUUCAAGAAGUUUGCAUUUAUGAUAGAAUUCUGAUUGUGGCAGAAAAUAAUGGAAAACUACAAAUAAGAACAUUUCAAGGUACUAUCAAGCAGACAUUAGACAUUGAUGCACCAAUAGCAUGUAUUGGGUUGAACAACUCUUAUUUAUCAGUAAUUACAAUUUCUGGAGUUAUUCACGUUUGGGACUUGGAACGAAGGGAAGCAAAACCAAUGUGCCAACCUAAAGACGUCAUGUCAUGUGUUGAUAAUUUUGGAGAAGCCAUACAAUUACGGUUAAAUAAUAAUGGUACAAAAGUUUCAUUUACAGCGGCCAAUCAAAGUCUAAUACCUAUGUCACGAUUAUAUGUUUGGGAUCGUAGCUGUGAUACGAUAUACAUAGAACAUUUUGAAAAAAGCUUUAAUGUCAACAACAAGAAAUAUGACGAUACCAAAUUUAUUGUAUCACAUUAUUGGGAUUCUAAUGAACCAAACUUAUUAUUUUGUGAAGCAAAAAGUAUUAAUAGAACCGAAAAGAAAUCGAUUAAACCCAACAUGUAUAUUUCAACAUUAAAACAUACAAAAAAUACAUCUGCUAGUUCUUCAAUUAUUUUAAGUAUGUUUUAUAUUGAGCAAAAAGGUAUUAAAAUACAAGAUAUUAUUAGAUGUUCAGACCAGUUUUCAACACUAAUUGGGCUUGAUGCUCCUUAUUAUUUUAUACUCACUAAAACUAAUACAAAUGCAAAUAUGAAAGUUGAACGUAUAUUAAUGAAAGAAUUUGAAGGCAUUGAAAAUUGUAACUCAGAUAUUCGAGCUGCUAUUGUUAAUUUUGGUUAUAAUUUAUGUCUUGGAGAUUUAGACCUUGCUUUUAAUUUCAUACGAAAUGUUAAAAGUGCUGCAGUAUGGACAAGUCUGGCUAAAAUGUGUGUGAAAUCUAAACGUCUAGAUGUAGCAGAAGUGUGUUUAGGUCAUAUGAAAGACUGUAGAGGUUUAGCUGUUCUGCGAUCAUCAACUAAUGAAGAAGAGUUGGACUCUAGAGUAGCCAGUCUAGCUGUUCAUUUAGGAAUGCAUGAUGAAGCUGAAGAAUUGUAUAAGAGCUGCAAUCGUUACGAUCUACUCAACAAAUUUUAUAGGUCUGGCAAUCAAAUAACGUCUGCUUUAAAUGUUGCUGAAACAAAAGAUCGUAUACAUCUUAGAAAUACAUAUCAUUGUGUUGGACGUCAUUUGGAAAACAAAGGAGACAUAAUUAAUGCAGCUAUCAUGUAUUGUAAGGCUGAAACACAAAGCACUGAUGUACCGAGAAUGUUAAAAGAUGAUUCAGUUAGUUUAGAAAAAUACAUUCAAAAAAAUAAAAAUCCUUUGCUAUUGAAAUGGUGGGCUCAAUAUUUAGAAGGUAAUGGUGAUAUGGAAGGUGCAAUAAAGUAUUAUAAACAAGCAGAUGAUAAUUUAUCCACUGUUCGUGUACUUUGCUAUCUUGGUCAUUUGGAAGAUGCAGCUCAAAUUUGCAUGAAUACUAGCGAUAAAGCUGCUUGCUGCCAUCUGGCUAGAUCAUAUGAAGUCCAAGGAUUGUAUGAAGAAGCUGUAAAAAUGUAUAUAGAAGCUACAGCAUAUGUAAAUGCAGUACGACUAUCUAAGGAACAGUUUUUUGAUAAUCAUUUAUGGAACAUUGCCUUAUUGGCAAGUUCUAGAGAAAAAUUGGAUGUGGCACAAUACUUUGAGCAAACAGCACCAGAUAAAGCUGUUGUUUUGUAUCAUCAGGCUGGAUAUUUACAUAAAGCAAUCGAUUUAGCUUUCAAAUGUCAUAACUAUGAUGCUGUAUCAACAAUAUCUCAAGAACUAAAUGUAGAAGAUGAUUCAGAUUUGUUACUUAAGUGUUCAAAUUACUUUAUGGACCAAGGACAUUAUGAUAAUGCAGUUAAUUUACUAGCUAUGGCAAAUAAAUAUGAAGAAGCUGUGGAGCUUUGUAAAAAGCAUAAAGUUAUUAUUACUGAAUCACUAGGUGAUCAACUUACACCGCCAGUCGAUCAUACUAUACGUAUACUAAUUUUAGAAAAACUAGCUGAAUGUGCUCUAAUGCAGGCAAACUAUCAUAUAGCUGCUAAAAAGUUUACGCAAGCAGGCAAAAAGGUUAAAGCUAUGAAGGCAUUGCUGAAAUCUGGAGACACAGAAAAAGUGAUAUUUUUUGCUAAUGUGUCAAGACAACCUGAAACCUACAUUAUGGCUGCUAAUUAUUUGCAGUCUCUUGACUGGCAAGAACAUCCUAAUUUAUUGAAAACUAUUGUAACUUUUUAUAAUAAAGGAAAAGCACCUAACCUUUUAGCAAACUUUUAUGUGGCUUGUGCUCAGUUAGAAGUUGAUGAAUACCGUAACUAUAGUAAAGCUGUUGGAGCUUUGUCCGAAGCACUUAAAGUACUAUCAAAAACCAGUGAUCAACACAAAUCAUUGAUUGAAAACAUUGCAAAGAAAAUUACAUUGGUAAAAAAGUUACUUGAUGUUAAAAGGCAAAUUGAUAGUGGAAAUGGUGUCAUGGCAAUGACUAUGUGUCGUCAAAUUUUAUCUAUGCCCAGUUUAGACAUCAUACGAUAUGGGGAUAUUUACUCUAUUAUGAUAGAGUAUUAUGCAGCACAUGGUGAUAAUAAAAUGGCAGUUCAGCUAGUUAAUGAGUUGGCUCAUUCACAUCAAAGCGAUAAUCUUCUUUUUUAUAUUGACAAAGAUAUUUUAUCUAAAUUAGGAUAUGAAACUGAAUGCAUCAAAGAAAAUAAUCCAGAUAACGAAGAAGAAAUAUUAGAAGCCUAAAUCUUUUCUUAAAAAUAUAGUACAAAAUGUUUGAACAAUUUUGGUAAAAAACAAUGAUUUGAGGAAAUAUGGUUACUUAAUAUGAAAGAUAACUUUUUUUGAUUAUUUUUUUUUUUUUUAAUAAUAAGCCCUACUGAAUAUUUUGACUGAUAAGUAAAAUUUAUUAAUUAAUUUUCUCAAGUUUAGUUUAUAGAAAGGAUGUUAUAUGUGUGGAUGUUUGAUUGUGUUUUUAUAUUCAAAUAUUCAUAAUAAAAAAUAAAAAUAAUACAGU